AAUACUGUUACGAAAAUAAUGUGUGUAGUUUAUCGGUACACUGUAAACUCUUAUAAUAUAAAUAUGUAUAAGAAUAAGAAUUAAUCGCUUUGUGUUUAUUUCACACACGAUUGACUGAUACCGGCGGAUCUAUUGACAUUUGCGGAUUUGCCUUCUUUUGAUUUUUAUCGCCGUUUGCGUUUUGUGUCUGUUUACGUCGGUCGGUUUGUAAUUUUAUAAUUUCGAGGAAUUCUAGUAUUAUUACUAUAAAAAUCACAUAUUAUAAUAGGAUAUAGACCGUGUUAAUUUUUUAUUAUUUAUAACGGAUAUACUUAACUGCCGAACUGUGUCACAAUGUCGCUACACGAUUUCGUUACUUUUCACGUUCGUUGUGAAAAAUCACAAUUCAUAAUGAAGAUCAAAACUCCUGAAAACUUCUCUGAAUUUACCGAGAAAACGAAAUUACAAUUGAAUGCUGAUGAUAAUGAUAUUGUUAUUUUAUGCCCAACUACCGAAGGAAAAAUGAUGGAAAUACAAUCCGAUGACGAUAUAGAAUAUUUGAAGAAAAACAAACUUUGUUACAACGCAGUUACUAAAGAAAUUUAUUGCAGCGUUGAACUAGUAGUUAUAAUGGUUCACAAAGUUGAACCACAGCUACCAGACGAUCCAAAAGUUCAAAUGAUGAGUUUGACCAAACAAGUUGAAAAAUUGUCUACUCAGAUGACUCAACUCUCUGAAACUGUUGCAGAAAACUACGCAGAGUUAAUGAACGUUUUAAAAUCAGCGUUGAUGGGAAAUGAUAACGGCCAAAUAGAAAAAAACAGAAAUUCAUCUACUUCAACAGACGAAAUUGAGUACCUAGCCGAACCGAUUGCAACCAUCCCAACGACGAAAACUACAGCAAACGCGAACGACGAUGCUAAAACUUUUGAAAAACCUGGUGUGCGACAGAAAAAGCCAAUGCGAAAAGAAAAGUCACAAUCUACACAGUUGCCGAGUUCUACUAAGACUAUACAUAUUCCAAACGAUAUAAGCGGUUUAAUGAUUCCUAUUAAGGGUACAGAUAGUUCAAAUAAACAGGAUAAAACAUCUGACGGUGCUAAAGGCGACAGCGAUUUGGAUAAUCCAAUUAAAAGACUGAAUGAACACGGAUUUACCAAUACGAUCCAGAAUAUUAUUGUCCUCAAAAGAUUCAACAAUGAUUUUGAAAAAGCGUUACAAUAUUUAAAGACUCAGGCCUAAUGGAAUAAUUUAUAAUAAUAAAUUCAUACAUAUGUUAUACAUAUUUUAUGUUAUUAAUAAUUAUUAAAAUUGUUGUAAUAGUAUAAUAUUUUUUAAUUAAAACCUUUUUAUAUAGAAUUUAAUCGAGACGCGCUCAAAUUUCUAUCCAAAAUGUAUGAUAAAGACAAGAAUAU
Molecule: messenger RNA, 1394 nt
Organism: Adelges cooleyi (spruce gall adelgid)
Lineage: Eukaryota; Metazoa; Arthropoda; Insecta; Hemiptera; Adelgidae
Exons: 8
Coding region: 334-1221 (295 amino acids)
Molecular function (GO): protein binding
Source: RefSeq, a predicted model, not a curated record